AUGCCUCGCGCAAUCUUUGGUGUGCUCAUCGAGUGCGACCCGCUGAUCAAGUCGGGCAUCGUGGAGAUCGACAAGAAGCGCAACGACAUCAUCGUCGAGGACAUUGACGACGAGCACCUCGUCAUCAAGGAGAACAUGGUGGACUACCUCAAGGCUCAACUAGACGUUAAAUUUGCCCACGUCGAGGUCGGCGACGCCAGGAAGAGAAAGGGCAAAGGUGCGGAGGAGUACCGUUAG
Messenger RNA from Gaeumannomyces tritici R3-111a-1, 237 nucleotides. RefSeq lists its product as hypothetical. Lineage: Eukaryota; Fungi; Ascomycota; Sordariomycetes; Magnaporthales; Magnaporthaceae. Gene Ontology annotation, biological process: transcription by RNA polymerase II; transcription initiation at RNA polymerase II promoter; nucleotide-excision repair. Gene Ontology annotation, cellular component: transcription factor TFIIH holo complex; transcription factor TFIIH core complex. The transcript has 3 exons. The coding region runs from base 1 to 237 and encodes 78 amino acids. The record is from RefSeq and is a predicted model, not a curated record.